CGAAACUGAAACCAGAAACCAAUACGGCCCUGGCUCGGUCAGCAGGUCCAGGGAGACAGUUCUGUCCCCACUGGCUCUCCUGUCCCUGCCCGAGUAUCACGAUGGAGCUCAGACAUACCCCAGCCAAGGAUCUGGACAAGUUCAUCAAAGAAUAUCUCCAACCGGACACCAGUUUCCGAGAGCAAGUCAAAAGGGCCAUUCACAUCAUCUGCAGCUUCUUAAAGGAAAGGUGUUUCCGAGGUGGCAGCCACCCCGUGCGGGUGUCAAAGGUGGUGAAGGGUGGCUCCUCAGGCAAAGGCACCGCUCUCAGAGGCCGAUCUGAUGCUGACCUGGUUGUCUUCCUCAGUCCUCUUAGAAGUUUUCAGGACCAGUUAACUAACCGGGGAGAGUUCAUUAAGGAAAUUAGGAAGCAGCUGGAAGCCUGUCAAAGAGAGAAAACGUUUGAUGUGCAGUUUGAGGUCCAGAAUCCAAGAUGGAGCAACCCCCGCGUGCUCAGCUUCGCGCUGUAUUCACCGCAGCUCCAGGAGGGGGUGGAGUUUGACGUGCUGCCUGCCUUUGACGCCCUGGGCCAGUGGACCGAAGGCUCUAGACCUGACCCCGAAAUCUACAUCAAGCUCAUCCAGGAGUGCACCGCCCCGCCGAGAGAGGGCGAGUUCUCCACCUGCUUCACAGAGCUGCAGCGGGACUUCCUGAGGCGCCGUCCAGCCAAGCUGAAGAGCCUCAUCCGCCUAGUGAAGCACUGGUAUCAAAUGUGCAAGGAAAAGCUUGGGAAGCCCCUGCCACAGAAGUAUGCCCUGGAGCUCCUGACAGUCUACGCUUGGGAGCAAGGGAGCAGAGAGCCAGGGUUCGUGACAGCCCAGGGCUUUCAGACCGUCUUGAUAUUAGUGAUGAACUACCAGCAACUUUGCAUCUACUGGACGUCAUAUUAUGACUUUAAAACCCCUGAAAUUGGAGAGUAUCUGAAAAGGCAGCUUGAGAAACCCAGGCCUGUGAUUUUGGACCCGGCUGACCCUACAGGAAACGUGGGUGGCGGAGACCCAGAGGGUUGGCGACGGCUGGCACGAGAGGCUGAAACCUGGCUGAGUUUCCCGUGCUUUAAGAGUUGGGAUGGGUCUUCAGUGGGGUCCUGGAGUGUGCCGAGCCUCAUCACACACCCGGAAUCCAGUCCACAGGAGGACGAGAACUGGACGUGCACCGUCUUCUAACCCCAGCACAAUCCACGGGCAAGGGCUCUAGAGUCACCCAGAUAAACCUUCUCAUUUCCGGUUGAGACCCUUGAUCCAGAGAAGGCAGGGGACUGCCCCAAGGUCCUCAGUGAGUCAGUGUAUGAUCUAGGACCAGAGCCUUUCUAUGCCCUCUUCCAUCAUAGAUAGCAUCCCCACAGCCCCGCCUCUGUCCGCAAAGUCCCUGAGAGACUUAGACAUGAGAGUGGAAUUCCAGCCUCGACUUUCUUCCAUGUAUCUGGCGAGAGGGUUAUGUACAAUGUGUUACCUAGAACAAUAAAAAUAACAGCAAAUACCA
Messenger RNA from Lemur catta (Ring-tailed lemur), 1521 nucleotides. RefSeq names its product 2'-5'-oligoadenylate synthetase 1 (gene OAS1). The transcript has 6 exons. Gene Ontology annotation, biological process: negative regulation of viral genome replication; regulation of ribonuclease activity; defense response to virus. The record is from RefSeq and is a predicted model, not a curated record. Lineage: Eukaryota; Metazoa; Chordata; Mammalia; Primates; Lemuridae. The coding region runs from base 102 to 1205 and encodes 367 amino acids. Gene Ontology annotation, cellular component: cytosol; nucleoplasm; membrane. Gene Ontology annotation, molecular function: double-stranded RNA binding; 2'-5'-oligoadenylate synthetase activity.